AUGGUGAUAAAGUACCAAGUCUCGUGUUUCCAUGUCCUUGAACGUGUCCCGGUCACUCACACGGUUGUUCUGCUGUUGCCUUCAGGUGCCACCCCUCAGCGUCGGGAGUUUGUGUAUCCCCGGCGGCUGGAGCGGUCGAAGAGCCGCGUGGCGCUGCUGGAGAGCCUGAGGCGGCAGCAGGAGGAGCUGCAGGCCGCCAUCAAGGAGGAGGAGGAGGAGGAGGAGGAGGAGGAAGAGGAGAAACAACACAGCCUGGUUGAUCGCGGCUCUCUGGAGGAUCUGAGCACGUUCAACGAGAGUCUGGCCACGGAGCCGUCCUUCAUCGACGAGAACCUCGUCUUCAACGAGAGCAAACGCGUUCCCUUCUUCAAGCACAAGAAAGGCGCUAAGAAGGAAAUGAAGGUCCCCCCGAAGCAAAGAGUGCCAGAAAACGAAUCAACGCCGCAGAAAUCCAGACUGCCCCUCCGCUCUCAGAACUAAAACAUUUAAAAUAUAUUCUUCUUCAUCCAUAUUAUCAUCGGCUUUCCUAUGUUGGUUUUGUGUUUGUGUUUGUGUCUUCUAAAUAUGAAUUUGCUGUUUUGUUGUUUUAGUAGCUUAGUUGUCGACAUUUCAAAGUAUCUUAUAGAAUUAAAGAGAUUUUAUACUUGUUUUUAUACUUUUGUGAUUUAUUAAAGGUGGGGUAGGUAAUUCACUUCAGAAACAUUAUAUUCCAUGGA
This is a messenger RNA of Notothenia coriiceps (black rockcod), 716 nucleotides long. Its product is annotated as kinesin-like protein KIF11. The record is from RefSeq and is a predicted model, not a curated record. The transcript is spliced from 3 exons. NCBI's taxonomy places the organism in Eukaryota, Metazoa, Chordata, Actinopteri, Perciformes, Nototheniidae. Bases 1 to 480 code for a protein of 159 amino acids. Gene Ontology annotation, molecular function: microtubule binding.